This is a messenger RNA of Octodon degus (degu), 2458 nucleotides long. Its product is annotated as complement C5-like. The coding region runs from base 55 to 2232 and encodes 725 amino acids. The record is from RefSeq and is a predicted model, not a curated record. Gene Ontology annotation, cellular component: extracellular region. Lineage: Eukaryota; Metazoa; Chordata; Mammalia; Rodentia; Octodontidae. Gene Ontology annotation, molecular function: endopeptidase inhibitor activity. The transcript is spliced from 18 exons.
AAAAGCAGAGCAAUUUCAAGAAAGUUUCUCCCAGUGAUCUUAUGCUAUUCUACCAUGGGCAUUUUAACCAUAGUUUGUCUUUUUCUGUACUUAGGAAGAAGUUGGGGACAAGAGCAAGUGUAUGUCAUCUCAGGACCUAAAGUGUUCUAUCUCGGAACCUCUGAAAAUGUAGUAAUUCAGGCUCAUGGAUAUGUAGAAUCAUUUUCUGUGAUCACUGCUAUUAAAAGUUAUCCUGACAAAAGUUUCACGUACUCUUUUGACCAAGUUGAUUUAUCUCCAGAAAAUGAAUUUCAAAACUCUGCGAACUUAACUAUACAACCAAAAGAUUUAUCUGGAGGGCCAAAUGCAGUUUCACACGUAUAUUUAGAAGUUGUAUCAAUCCAUUUUUCGAAAGACAUCAAAAUUCCACUACGCUAUGACAAUGGAUUUCUUUUUAUUCAGACAGACAAAUCUGUUUAUAAAUCAGACCAGCCAGUGAAAGUUAGAGUUUAUGCCUUGGAUAAAGACCUAAAGCCAUCUCCAAAAGAAGUUACCUUGACAUUCAUAGACCCAGAAGAGUCAGAAGUUGCCACAGUAGAAGAAAAAAAUCACACCGGGAUUAUCAGUUUUCCUGACUUCAAGAUCCUGUCUAAUCCUAAAUAUGGCUUUUGGACAAUUAGAGCUAAAUAUAAGGAAGAUUUUAUAACAACAGGAACUGCAUCAUUUGCACUUGAAAGUUCUGUAGGUCGCUUCUUCAGAGAAAGGAAAAGAACUAAUGUCAAAUGUGAUCUGUAUCCCUACACACUGGAUUUGGUUGCUACUUCUCUUUCUUUGAAGCCUGGAAUUCCAUACGUUAUCAAGGUGCAGGUAAAAGAUGCUGUUGCCCGUUUUGUAGGAGGGAUUUCAGUAAUCCUAAAAGCAAAAAUAGUGGAUAAAACUCAGAAGAAAAGAGAUCUGGAUCCAAAGACAAGUAUGACAAAUGAUCAGGAUGGCAUAGCUUCCUUUGUGGUUAACAUCCCCACUGGUGUGGCAGCUCUGGAGUUUCAUGUUAGAACUGAUGACCCGGAUUGUCCUGAACAAUAUCAGGCCAGCAAUGAGUACCAAGCUGUGACCUACUCAUCACCCAGCCAAAGUUUCCUUUCCCUUAGCUGGACAGGUGUUUACCAGAGUUUGCUUGUGGGAGGACACCUGAACAUAACUGUCACCCCUAAAAGUCCAUAUCUUGACAAAAUCACACACUACAAUUAUCUGAUUUCAUCUAAGGGGAAAAUUGUACACUUUGGCAUAGAGAAGAGAAUCCCAGCUUCAUCUUCCCAAAUUUUAAAACUUUCUGUGACUAAACACAUGGUCCCUACAGCCCAUCUCCUGGUCUAUUACGUCAUCACAGGAGAACAGACCACAGAGUUAGUGUCUGACUCACUCUGUCUAAAUAUUGAAGAAAAAUGUGGAAACCAGCUCCAGGUCCAUCUGUCUCCAAGAAAAGAUGUAUAUUUUCCAGGUGAAGCAGUGUCACUUAUUAUGGAAACGCAGCCAGAGUUGUGGGUAGCAUUAACAGCAUUGGACAGUCAUACACAUGGCAUCCAAGGAAGAGGCAAAAGCCCCAUGGAAAGAGUAUUUGGAGCUUCUGGGAAAAUUGACCAGGGCUGUGGAGCAAGUGGCGGCAGAAACAACGCUGAAGUGUUUGAAGUGGCGGGUCUCAUUCUUCUCACCAAUGCAAAUGCAGAUGAUUUUCAACAAAUUGAUGGAUCAGAUAAGAAUGUGGACAGAGCAAGAAGAUCCCUGCAAGAGGAAAUAGACAAAUUAGCAUCUCAGUUCAGACACCCAGUCAUCCAGAAGUGCUGCUACGAUGGAGCUCAUAGAAGUGAGGAGGACUGCACAGAGAGAGCAACACGGAUUACUGUUGGCCCAAAGUGCGAGGCAGCUUUCCUUCAGUGCUGCAGCCGGGCAAGCAAGGUUCGAGAUGACCUUUUAUACAAGGAGACACUCGUGGCUCGAGCACCAGGAAUGCCACAAUAUCCCCUACCGAGAGUCCAAAUUCCAGCUAGCACUGCUUCAGAAAACUGGUUAUGGGGAGUGCAUCAUGUUUCCAAAAGGCAUCAGAUGGAGUUGGUGCUACCUGAUCUCCCAACCACUUGGGAGAUUCAAGGAGUUGGCAUAUCAGACAAAGGUAUAUGUGUUGCUGAUGGGCUAAAGUUGCAGGUAGACAAAGACCACUUCUCUGGCAUAAAAAACAAUAAUACAAGACUCAAUUAAAAGGAACAGUUUCUAACAUCAAAACUACAGGAAUCUAAGUAAGUAGCCCUUGAUUCAGAAAUGCUGGUGUGUGCUUCAGGAACUUUCUCGACUUCUAGGUACCAGGAUGUGGAAUAAAAAAAUUCGUCUCUGCCCUAUGACGUGGAGAAGACAUGUUCUGGCCCUUGAGUGCUUGCCACUGUAUUUCUUUUAUGUAAGAGGAAAAUAAAUGCUUAUUUCAAUCUGA